Molecule: messenger RNA, 1577 nt
Organism: Solanum dulcamara
Lineage: Eukaryota; Viridiplantae; Streptophyta; Magnoliopsida; Solanales; Solanaceae
Product: 1-aminocyclopropane-1-carboxylate oxidase homolog
Exons: 3
Coding region: 241-1353 (370 amino acids)
Source: RefSeq, a predicted model, not a curated record
CUCAUUCUUAUCAUCUUUCUAUCCUUUUAUUACAAAACUUGUAUCAAAUAUGGAAUUUCAUAGUUUAAAGAGACUCUAGCUUUUGUUUUACUUAUAAUAAACUCGGAGCUAGGAUAUCGAAAGAGAGCUCAUCUGAGUCCCCUUUAUCUAAAAAUUACACUAUAUAAAAAGACUUUUUCGUAUGUUUACUUCUUUAUAUUUUGGAAUUUUCUUAGUAAAAAAUUCUAUUUCCGUUACAAGAUGGUACAGCAAAUUCAAGACACUUCCUCAUCAAACUAUGAUAAAAACAGAGAAUUGAAAGCCUUUGAUGACACGAAAGCCGGUGUUAAAGGUCUUGUUGAUGAUGGAAUUACUCAAGUGCCUUGGAUAUUCAUCCAUCCAGAGGUUUUAGGCUCGGGGCCUUCCCCGAGCCUAGAGGAAACACAAUUUGUUUUUCCAUUAAUAGAUCUCGAAAACAUCAAUAAAGAUCCUUUUAAGCAUAAAGAGAUGGUUAAAAAAGUUGGAGAUGCUUCAGAGACAUGGGGAUUCUUCCAAGUGAUCAAUCAUGGUAUUCCAGUGUCAGUCUUGGACGAAAUGCUGAGAGGAGCACGUCGUUUCUUCGAGCAAGAUAUCGACGUUAAGAAGAAAUAUUAUCAUCGAGAUUAUACACAGAGAGUGGUUUACAAUAGCAAUUUUGAUUUGUAUAGUCCUAAAGCUCUAGCAGCAAAUUGGAGAGACUCACUUUAUUCCACUAUCGGACCUGUUCCUCUUAACCCUGAGGAAUUGCCUGAGGCUUGCAGGCAAAUAGUAAUGGAGUACUCACAUCAUGUAAUGAAAAUGGGGUGCACUUUGCUUGAGUUACUCUCAGAGUCUCUUGGACUAAAAACAAGACAUCUCAAAGAAAUGGAAUGUUCAGAGGGUCUAAGCAUUUUGUGCAAUUACUAUCCAGCAUGCCCACAGCCAGAACUAGCCAUAGGUCUUAGCAAACAUACAGACAAUGACUUCUUCACAGUCCUUCUACAAGAUCAUAUUGGAGGUCUCCAAGUUCUACAUCAGAAUCAUUGGGUUGAUGUUCCUCCCACACAUGGAGCUUUAGUGAUCAAUAUCGGAGACGUUCUCCAGCUCAUAUCAAAUGACAAGUACAAAAGUGUAGAUCAUAGAGCUUUGUCAAACAAAAUUGGUCCAAGAAUAUCAGUAGCAAGUUUCUUCAGCUCAGGGUCAUUGCCAUCUUCCAAACUCUAUGGACCAAUUGAUGAGCUUCUAUCAGUAAAUAAUCCUCCAAAGUAUCGCGCAACGACAUUGAAGGAUUUCUAUGAUUAUUUCAGUCAGAAAGGACUUGAUGGAACUUCAAAUCUAUCUCACUUAAAAAUCUAAAGUUUUCGUUUGGUUCACAUUCUAGUUAUGCAGGGAUUGUAACGCAAGAAUUUUUAUCCAAUGAAGAAGUUACGUGACAAUAUUUGGAAGAAAACUAUGUCAUAACAUUAUCAUCACUUAAACGGAAAGAAAGAGAAAGACUAUUAUUGAAGGCUUAAUAUAUAAAUAUCUCUUUAAAUUUGUCAGUGAAUAUAUGCAACUGAACACAUGAUAAACUAUUCAUA